Molecule: messenger RNA, 1065 nt
Organism: Dendrobium catenatum
Lineage: Eukaryota; Viridiplantae; Streptophyta; Magnoliopsida; Asparagales; Orchidaceae
Product: proteasome subunit alpha type-3
Exons: 10
Coding region: 86-835 (249 amino acids)
Biological process (GO): ubiquitin-dependent protein catabolic process
Cellular component (GO): proteasome core complex; nucleus; proteasome core complex, alpha-subunit complex
Source: RefSeq, a predicted model, not a curated record
AUCGAUUGCAUUGUUGGUCUUGUCGUCCAUCUUCAGUGAAUUCAACUCCAAGAAACCCAGAGACGGCUCGAAUUAACAGACAGCGAUGAGCAGCAUAGGCACGGGGUAUGAUCUAUCCGUCACCACCUUUUCCCCCGACGGUAGGGUUUUUCAGAUCGAGUACGCUGCCAAAGCCGUCGACAAUAGUGGGACUGUUGUCGGUAUCAAGUGCAAGGAUGGGAUUGUUUUGGCUGUGGAGAAGCUGAUUCCUUCGAAGAUGAUGUUGGCAGGAUCAAAUCGGAGAAUCCACGCCGUUCACCGGCAUUCUGGAAUGGCUGUGUCUGGAUUAGCAGCAGAUGGUAGACAAAUUGUUGCAAGGGCCAAGUCUGAAGCAACAAACUAUGAAAGAAUAUAUGGUGAACCUAUUCCUGUGAAAGAGCUUGCAGAUCGAGUUGCCAGCUAUGUCCAUCUUUGUACACUGUAUUGGUGGCUGAGGCCAUUUGGUUGUGGUAUUAUUAUUGGAGGUUAUGAUAGAGAUGGACCUCAACUAUAUAUAGUUGAACCUUCAGGAGUUUCAUAUAGAUAUUUUGGUGCUGCAAUUGGGAAGGGUAGGCAAGCUGCUAAAACAGAAAUUGAGAAGUUGAAGCUUUCUGAACUAACAUGCAGGCAAGGUGUCAUUGAAGUAGCCAAGAUAAUUUAUGGUGUUCAUGAUGAGGCUAAGGAUAAAGCCUUCGAAUUGGAAUUGAGCUGGGUGUGCGAAGAAUCAAACAGGCAGCACCAAAAGGUGCCAGAGGAUCUCGUGGAGGCAGCCAAAGCAGCUGCCCAGGCUGCACUGGAAGAGAUGGAUGCGGAUUAAGGACUAAAAACUGACUUCCCUUCGAUUGAUGGACUGAGAUUCAACAAUUUGGAUUUUUUUUUCUCCUUGAUUUAGCUUUAUUUUAAUUAGACUGUUAUAGAUGCUUAUUUACAUCUGCUUGUUGGAUUUACUUUUCUGGCAUUCACUUAGAAAAAAAAAAAAUAUAUACUUCUAUGUAUGAAAGAUUUGAAAUGCUUCAAAUUCAAAGUAAAUUGAAUUGUUUUUAAGCU